CUUAACAAUAAAGACUGGAAUGAAUUUGUUCUAACUCGUCUUACCCCUGAAUUUCUGGCUUUGAGUGAAGCGCAAGUCGCCAGAGCCAGGAUGAAUCUAUCUCAUCAUCGUUCAUCUCGUAGAGGCAUGCCCAACGUCGAACAAGAUUUGAAAAAAGAACUCGGUGUUGACAAUGUUGAGAGAUACCAACUCUGGAUGAGAGCACGGACAAAGAACAAUAUUUUGAUCGCAGAAUAUGACAAGGAAAUUGAGCAGAAAAUAAAUGAAUUAAAAGAGAAAGUUAGUACUGGUGAAAUCGAAGCUAAGGGUCGGAAUGAUAUCUUAACGCAAGCUUUAGGCACACCUGAGCACCCAGGUCGUGUUAGAGCUGCUGGGUCAUUUGCCAAGAUUUCUACCGUGUUUGGUAGAACUCAAAGAAAGAAAAGAGUUGAGGUCAAUGUCGAUAGUGAACAUGUCGCUGAAAUCAAAAGAUUAAAAGCUGAAAUUGAAAGGCUAAAAGCAGAAAAAAAUGCACAAACAGAAGAGCUUCAAGCCUUAGACAAUGAAUAUAGAAAUGAACAAAUGGCAUGAAGACCAAGAACCGACCGACAUCUAUGAAGAACAAGAACAACCCUUGGCAAAUGAAGACCAAGAACCGACCGACAUCUAUGAAGAACAAGAACAACCCUUGGAAAAUGAAGACCAAGAACCGAGUGGCAACUAUGAACACCAAGAACCGAGUGGCAACUAUGAACACCAAGAACCAAUGGACUAUGAGGAUGUAAGUCAAAGUGUAAAAUUAUGUUCGGAUAACAUUGACAAUGUUGUGGCUGAGGGUGUCAUAAUUGAGGCAGUUGGUUACUUUUCAUAUCAUGGUGACAUAAUUACAAAUGAUUAUGCACGGGUUCAAAUCACACAAGUUAUUCAAGGGGAAGCUGAAAUCCCAUAUCCAAGAGGUGCAAUACGCUAUGUUUGUGAUGCAUGUAACAAAUUGGUUCCUUGGCCUAGGGAAUUGAUUUUGACUGAAGAGGGUUCUCUAAUUAAGAAGCUUCAUAGUUCAAACAACUCGAAGGGGAAAGAGAAAUGUAAAGGAAAAGAGAAGAUAGUGGAACAUCUUGAUUCCACUAAAUCUUAUGAGAAAUUCAUUGCAGAGGUACUUGACAAGACUCAUAUUUCUCUUCAGGCCAUGUUCUUGGAAUAUAUGAGAGUAAAAGGUAAAAAUGAGUUUGUGAGGGUUCCUGUUAACCCAUCCUUAUUCUACCGAGUUCACAUCUACAUAACUUCCGAAGAUGUCAUACAAGUGGCCACCCAAGAUGAACUUACGGGUUCAGCUAUGCUAUUUGGACUAAGAUGCAUUUGGGAAAAUUUAAAUCAAAGACAAAAAGAGUUAUACAAGUUUUAUGAUGUCGAGCUUCUUAGUUAUAACAAUGAGCAGGACAAGGUGAUAGCCAUCAAUCAAUUAUCAAUUUGGUUAAACACUAUGACUCAUGUAGGACAAUACUAUUUUAUACCAUGGAACAUAGGCAAGCAUUGGAUGUUGAUUAUAGCAAUGACAUCGGGAAGAGUUGUAUUCUUAAACCCGCUUAAAUCUAAAAUCCCGUCAGACAUUGCUCAGAUGAUAAAGGCUGCAUAUGCAAAUAUUAGUUCAAAUGCUAUUGUAUUUGGCAAAAAUGGACCGGAGAUAUGGACCUUUGCUUGUCCAAAGCAACCAUACAAUUACGAAUGUGGUUACUAUGUACUAACUUACAUUCGUGAUAUGCUUCAACAUUCAAAUCCCAUUGAAGCCAUAAAAGCAAAAUUUGGCGGCCUAUCCCAAUAUUCUGAGGACGAUCAUCUCUUACCGCUUCGACAACAGUGGUUAAGUCAAUUGCUUCCCUUGAUAUAUAAAAAUUAACUAGUAGUCUUUUAUUGUAUUUUUUUAGACAAUGUGUAGUAUUUAAUUUAGAGAUUUAUGCAUAAUAUGUAAAGUGUUAUUUAGAAUUGAACUUACAAAUUAUUAUUGUUGUUAUUAAAAAUGAUAUUAAUCAUUUAUUUUAAAUUAAGUUUUUUUUAUA
Cannabis sativa is the source of this 2033-nucleotide messenger RNA. RefSeq lists its product as uncharacterized. Bases 542 to 1873 code for a protein of 443 amino acids. Lineage: Eukaryota; Viridiplantae; Streptophyta; Magnoliopsida; Rosales; Cannabaceae. Gene Ontology annotation, molecular function: cysteine-type peptidase activity. Gene Ontology annotation, biological process: proteolysis. The record is from RefSeq and is a predicted model, not a curated record. The transcript is spliced from 10 exons.